This is a messenger RNA of Mangifera indica (mango), 1949 nucleotides long. RefSeq names its product wee1-like protein kinase. The coding region runs from base 129 to 1616 and encodes 495 amino acids. NCBI's taxonomy places the organism in Eukaryota, Viridiplantae, Streptophyta, Magnoliopsida, Sapindales, Anacardiaceae. Gene Ontology annotation, molecular function: ATP binding; protein kinase activity. The record is from RefSeq and is a predicted model, not a curated record. The transcript is spliced from 10 exons. Gene Ontology annotation, biological process: protein phosphorylation.
AGCAAGAUUGCAAACCGCGGAAAUUGAAACACAUUCACUUUCAAAAUUGCAAUAAAUUCAUUUUAUAUACAAGCACAAACAAGGAACGCUGAGAAAGCUAGGAAGAGAAAGGUGGAUUGGUACAGUGAAUGAUGAAGAGGAAAACCAAAACCCUAAAAACGAGGAGUAGCAAUGAGAAGAGAAAGACGAAAAAAUUGAAGGGAACAGUAGUGAGGCGCCUGCUAGGUCAGCUGGGGAUUUCAUCUGUCCAGCAUCAAUCUUCUCCCUCUAAGUCAUGGUCCGAUCGGUCCAAUCGCUUCCAAAACUUUCUGGAAUCUGUGGACGAGAAUGCCGCUCUCAGUGUAGAUGUAGAUGCGUAUGUCGACGAUAAAGAAACCAUUCUUACUCAAGAUUUCUUCUGUACGCCAGAUUAUAUCACCCCGGACAAUCAAAACUUGUUGAAUAGUUUCGAUUGCAACAAGGAAAAUAUUCCUUGCCCUAAAUCACCUGAGAAGCUAAAUACUACCAAAAGCAAGAGGUAUCAACAGGAUGGUUGCUUAGUGAAUUCCCUCAGUCCUUCAUCUGGCUACCAAGAUGUAGUGGAACUCGCAAAAGAUACUUUUGGAAUAGAUGAAAUUAUGGUUGAUAAAAAAAUGUUAAGUGGAACACAGAAGACUCAAAAUUAUGUUUCACAAUCAGCAGUUGCUUUACGCUGUCGGGUCAUGCCCCCUCCAUGCAUUAAGAACCCAUAUCAAAAGGAUGCUUCGGGAACGGACAUAGAUCCUUUUGGAAACCAAAGAGUAAAAUGUGGAGGUUUCUUCCCUGCAAUAAUUGGAGGCAAUGGCCUUUCACGCUAUCACACAGAUUUUCAUGAGAUUGAGCAAAUUGGUGUUGGACACUUUAGUCGUGUUUUUAAAGUGUUGAAGAGAAUUGAUGGAUGUUUUUAUGCGGUAAAACAUAUCACGAGACAAUUGCAACAAGAUGUGGAGAGGAGGAAAGCUUUGAUGGAGGUUCAAGCUAUGGCAGCUUUAGGGUGCCAUGAAAACAUUGUUGGGUACUAUUCAGCUUGGUUUGAAAAUGAUCAACUGUACAUUCAGAUGGAGCUCUGUGAUCACAGUUUGUCCAUUGGUAAAGCUUCACAGUUAUUUACCGAGGGAGAAGUAUUGAAAGCCUUGCAUCAGAUUGCAAAGGCAUUGCAGUUUAUACACAAGAGAGGAUUAGCUCACCUAGAUGUAAAACCAGAUAAUAUCUAUGUCAAGAAUGGUGCUUAUAAGCUAGGUGAUUUUGGAUGUGCAACUCUUCUUGAUAAGAGCUUGCCUUUUGAAGAGGGUGAUGCACACUAUAUGCCACAAGAAAUCCUGAAUGAGAACUAUGAUCAUCUUGACAAAGUUGAUAUCUUCUCUUUGGGGGCUGCUAUUUAUGAACUAAUCAGAGGGUCACCUUUGCAAGAAGCUGGACCACAGUUUUCUAAUCUCAGGGACGGAAAGCUGCCUCUCCUUCCAGGCCAUUCCUUGCAAUUUCAGAAUUUACUCAAGGUCAUGAUGGAACCAGAUCCUGUUCGACGGCCUUCUGCUAAAGAAUUGGUAGAAAAUCCAAUUUUUGAUAGAAUUGGAAAAAAGUUCACAAACUUAAAUUAAAUCAUUAAUUGGUUAUGCCUGGGAUUGGAAUGUUGAAUUAUUGUAUAUGCACUUAGCAUUUGAUUGUGAUGAGCUAGCCCGACACAAAGGGCAUGAGGUUAUUCAUGAUGAUGCUAGUCAUUCUCUUAUUUAUGCACCAAGUUUUCUUCAUGAAUGCUGCAAAUGUUGUACAGUUUGGAGUCAGUGUUGUAUUACGUGGAGUGGAGGUAUGCAACACUGAUUGAGAGUUUGUUUGAACUUGUAUUAAACAGUCAUGCUUCUCAGGUGAAAUUAUUUCUAGUUAUUGUAUAUGUUGGUGCCCUCAUCUAUUCCAGUAAUGAUUUCAUUAUUUCA